CGGGUCUGUCAAAAAAAAACUACCGCUACUCUGCGAAGCUAGUUGUGCUAGCAGGAGAUCUUUCUGCUGCCAUUUGCCUCGUUUUCUGCUGACAAAUUGUCCUGCGUGGGAGACAGCAUGUCGAACGCCUUCCCCAGGUGUCCUCCGACCAACAACAUGGACACCUGCAGACAACGAGCCGAGUCAGGACGAGACGGCAAAUCUCACAAGAAGAAGGCGUCUCCCCACCUCAACACGCCAUGCAGCGAAGAAGGAGAACGCAAGCCUAAAUUCCACCUCCAAUUUAGAAAUCUCACCGAUGACGUGCUGGACAGAUUUGCCAGUAUUCGGAUCCCGGGGAGCAAAAAGGAGCGGCCCACCCUAGCGCAUGCUAAACACAGCCACUCGGAUUGGGCCGUGUUUUCCUCCUCCAACUCCCACGAGUUUGUGGAACUCUCAUCCAAGAUCACUUCAGAGAAGGAAAUCCUGGCACUGUUUGAAAAGAUGAUGGAGGACAUGAACUUGAACGAAGAAAAAAAGACACCCUUGAGAGAUAAGGACUUGAGUACAAAAAGAGAAAUGGUCAUGCAGUACGUUUGUACUGCUUCAAAAACGGGCAGCUUGAAAAGCAGCUAUCAGAUAUCUCCCCAGGAAUUCCUGGGAGAACUCAAGUCAGGUGUGAUGGAAGAACGUCUGUUUGCUUGUCUGGAUUCUCUGCGAGUUUCACUGACCAGCAAUCCUGUCAGUUGGGUGCAGAGCUUUGGUCAUGAGGGCCUUGGAUUGCUACUUGACAUUUUGGAGAGGCUGCUGGCCAAGAAACCGCAGGUGCGGCUUGACAAAAAGAACCAACAUAAAGUCAUCCAGUGUCUAAAGGCCUUCAUGAACAACAAGUAUGGCCUGGACAGAAUCCUUGGGGAGGAGAGAAGUCUGGCACUCCUUGCAAGGGCAAUAGACCCCACCCAGUCGGCCAUGAUGACCGACGUGGUCAAGCUCCUUUCGGCCAUUUGCAUUGUGGGCGAAGAGAACAUCCUGGAGAAGGUCCUUGAAGCCAUCACCACUGCGGGAGAAUGGCGAGGCUUGGACAGGUUCAGUCCCAUCGUGCAGGGACUAGGAGAUCGCUCCGUUCAGUUGCAAGUGGCGUGCAUGCAGCUCAUCAACGCGCUCGUGACGUCUCCCGACGAGCUGGACUUGAGGCUGCACAUCCGGAAUGAAUUUAUACGUUGUGGUCUGAAGGACAUUUUGCCGCAACUGUUGUCCGUGAGGAACGAGGCCCUCGACAUUCAGCUGAAGGUAUUUGAGGAGCACAAAGAAGAAGACAUGAUAGAAUUCUCUCACCGGCUGGAGGACAUCCGAAGCGAGCUGGAUGAUGCAGGGGACGUGUUCAGUAUUUUGCAGAACAUGGUGAAGGACAGCCCUGCGGAAAUGUAUUUCCUCUCCAUUCUGCAGCACUUGGUACUCAUACGCACCGACUACUUCGUCAGGCCCCAGUACUUUAAAAUCAUUGAGGAGUGUGUCUCUCAAAUUGUCCUGCAUCGUAACGGAACAGACCCCGACUUCAGUUACCGCAAACGCCUUGACGUGGACUUCAGCCACCUUCUGGAGGUUUGUGUGGAUAAAGUGCGAUGUGAUGAGUACGAACAACAAGCUUCAGAGUUGGCGGAGAAGUUUGAUGAAGAGUUCGUAAAACGGCAAGAGGCCCAAGCUCAGCUGGUUAAGUGUGAAGAAAAGAUGGCUGAGCUGCAAGCAGAGCUGCACGCCUUCAUGUCCCAGGGUAGAUCUGCACCAGUGCCGGGGUCUUCUGGCCACGCUGCUUCAAUACCUACCGGGUCUUCACCUUGCAACCCCGCAUCUGGCCUGCCAGUCCCCCCUCCGCCUCCUCCUCCACCUCCACCGCCGCCUCCGUUACCUGGUUGUCCAGCACCCCCUCCUCCGCCUCCACCAGGACUUGGAGGCGGCCCAGGCUUGUCCACCUGCCUCGUCCUGCCUUAUGGCCUCAGGCCUAAAAAGCAAUUCAAGCCCGAGAACUGCACCAAGCGCCUCAAUUGGUCCAAGAUACAUCCCCAGGAAAUGUCAGAAGGCUGCUUCUGGGUGCAGGCCGACGACAACCAAUAUGCAAAGCCUGAUUUGCUCAGCAGAGUCGCCCUCGCCUUCGGUUCGCACAGAGCAGAAACCAAAGAAUGUGAGGAGAGCACAUCAAGCGAGGAGCCACCAAAAAGAGAAGAGGAGGAUCUCGAUGAUAAGAAAUUAAUUAAGAAGCGAAUUAAACAGCUGAAGGUGCUGGAUCCCAAGAUAGCACAGAAUCUAUCCAUUUUCCUGGGGUCUUUCCGCCUGCCUUACAAAGACAUUCGUCAGAUGAUACUGGAGGUGGAUGACGAGCGUCUGACUGAACCAAUGAUUCAGAACCUGGUGAAGCACUUACCUGAGCAGGAGCAACUCAAUGCCUUGGCCAAGUUCCACAGUGACUACGCCUUGUUGUCAGAGCCUGAGCAGUUUGGAGUUGUGAUGAGCAGCGUGAAGCGCCUCGGUCCACGUCUCAGCCACAUCCUCUUCAGGCUGCAGUUUGAGGAGCAGGUCAACAACCUGCGUCCGGACAUCCUGGCCGUGAGCGCCGCCUGCGACCAGGUCAGGACCAGCCGCGCCUUCGGUUGCCUGCUGGAGCUGGUCUUGCUGCUGGGGAACUACCUGAACGCAGGGUCCAGGAACGCCCAGUCCUUUGGCUUCGAUCUCAGCUCCCUGGUCAAGCUAAAGGAUACUAAGUCAGGUGACCAGGCCACCACAUUACUUCAUUUCCUGGCACAAAUAUGUGAGGAGGAAUUUCCGCACGUCAUCACGUUCGUUGAAGACCUUGAACAUGUGGACAGAGCAAGCAGAGUGUCUGCAGAGAAUGUGGAAAAGAGCCUGAGGCAGAUGGAGAAGCAGCUGCUGCAGCUGGAAAAAGACCUCCAGACGUUCUCGUCCCCCGACGACCCCGCCGACAUGUUCUUCCCCAAAAUGGCUAGCUUCCUGCAGGGAGCGCGGGAGCAGCACAGCAAGCUGGUGAGUCUGCACAGCAACAUGGAGACUCUCUACCUCAGUCUGCUGGAGUACUUUGCUGUGGACCCAAAGAAAACAUCUGUGGAGGAACUCUUCACCGACCUCAGCAACUUCCGAAGCAUGUUCGCACAAGCGCUGAAAGACAACUUGAAGAGGCGAGAGGCCGAGGAAAAACAAAGACGAGCUCAGGCAGCCAAAGAAAAAGCCGAGCGCGAGAAGCAAGAAAGACGGCAGAAGAAGAGAGGACUGCUGGAACUUAAUGCAGAGAACGAUGAGACGGGGGUGAUGGACAGUUUGCUGGAAGCUCUUCAAUCAGGCGCUGCCUUCAGGGACCGCAGGAAGAGAGCACCAAGAACCAGAGAUACCCAGAAGCAGACCAUCAGUCCCAGCUCCUACCGCCAGGUUCUCAGGCCUGUGAACUAUGAAAACAAGACGGCCCCUGUGCAGAGGUCUCGCUCUCGUCGCGACGUCGCCGCCUGCCCGACGGGGGCGAAGGCCCCGCCCACCAAGGGGUCUGGCGGCCCGGCGGCCUCAGGAGGCGGAGUCACAGGCAGGUGCACAAAGACGGCAGGAGGGGAGAAAGACGUGGCUGGGCUUGCAGGGAUGGAUGAUGGAGAGGAAGGAGACCAUGUGGCGUGUCCAAAGGUCUCAGCAGGGGUCCGUGGGUCUCCUGGUAAGGAGUCUGACUUGGAAACUCUGCUGGCUAAACUCAAGUCCUUGUAGGGAACUCACAAGUCUAAAGCCAGGUCCUCGUAGGAAACACACAAGUCUAAAGUCAGGUCCUUGUAGGGAACACACAAGUCUAAAGUCAGGUCCUAGUAAGGAACACACGAGUCUAAAGUCAGGUCCUUGUAAGGAACACACAAGUCUAAAGUCAGGUCCUGGUAGGAAACACACAAGUCUAAAGUCAGGUCCUUGUAGGGAACACACAAGUCUAAAGUCAGGUCCUGGUCGGGAACACACAAGUCUAAAGUCAGGUCCUGGUAGGGAACAUACAAGUCUAAAGUCAGGUCUUUGUAGGAAACACACAAGUCUAAAGUCAGGUCUUUGUAGGAAACACACAAGUCUAAAGUCAGGUCCUAGUAAGGAACACACAAGUCUAAAGUCAGGUCCUAGUAAGGAACACACAAGUCUAAAGUCAGGUCCUUGUAGGGAACACACAAGUCUAAAGUCAGGUCUUUGUAGGGGAACACACACGUCUAAAGUCAGGUCCUUGUAGGGAACAUACAAGUCUAAAGUCAGGUCCUUGUAGGGAACAUACAAGUCUAAAGUCAGGUCCUUGUAGGGAACACACAAGUCUAAAGUCAGGUCCUUGUAGGGAACAUACAAGUCUAAAGUCAGGUCCUUGUAGGGAACACACACGUCUAAAGUCAGGUCCUUGUAGGGAACAUACAAGUCUAAAGUCAGGUCCUUGUAGGGAACACACAAGUCUAAAGUCAGGUCCUGGUAGGGAACAUACAAGUCUAAAGUCAGGUCUUUGUAGGAAACACACAAGUCUAAAGUCAGGUCUUUGUAGGAAACACACAAGUCUAAAGUCAGGUCCUUGUAGGGAACACACAAGUCUAAAGUCAGGUCCUUGUAGGGAACACAGAAGUCUAAAGUCAGGUCCUUGUAGGGAACACACAAGUCUAAAAUCAGGUCCUGGUAGGAAACACACAAGUCUAAAGUCAGGUCCUGGUAGGGAACACACAAGUCUAAAAUCAGGUCCUGGUCGGGAACACACAAGUCUAAAGUCAGGUCCUUAUAGGGAACACACAGGUCUAAAGUCAGGUCCUCGUAGGAAACACACAAGUCUAAAGUCAGGUCCUUGUAGGAAACACACAAGUCUAAAGUCAGGUCCUGGUAGGAAACACACAAGUCUAAAGUCAGGUCCUUGUAGGGAACACACAAGUCUAAAGUCAGGUCCUGGUAGGAAACACACAAGUCUAAAGUCAGGUCCUUGUAGGGAACACACAAGUCUAAAGUCAGGUCCUGGUCGGGAACACACAAAUCUAAAGUCAGGUCCUGGUAGGGAACACACAAGUCUAAAGUCAGGUCCUGGUAGGGAACACACAAGUCUAAAGUCAGGUCCUUGUAGGGAACACACAAGUCUAAAGUCAGGUCCUUGUAGGGAACACACAAGUCUAAAAUCAGGUCCUGGUCGGGAACACACAAGUCUAAAAUCAGGUCCUGGUCGGGAACACACAAGUCUAAAGUCAGGUCCUUGUAGGGAACACACAAGUCUAAAGUUUAUAUUAUAUACUUACAUUAAAUUCAACAACUCCAUCUUAUCUUCGAUUCAGAUUGGAUUCAGAAUCUUUGUGACCAAGAAUCACAAUUUGAACAUUCCGACGCUCCUAUUUAAUAUUUAAAUCUGAUGUAUGAUUAGUCAGCACUUUCUUACUUUUAUUGUGUUUAUCUGUUAUUUAUCCAAACUUGCUUUGCCAAGGAUAGAAGCCAUGCAACAUAUUCAUGUGUUCAUUAUUCAUGUGUUCAUUAUUCAUGUGUUCAUUAUUCAUGUGUUCAUCUCCACAAACACAACAAAGUGUUCGUAAUACAUGAGCUUUCUGCUAACUAAGCUUAUUUCUCAUUAAAAAGUAUUUCAUAGUCUCCUUUAACUUUAACAUUAAAAUCCUUUAUAUUGUCUUAUAUUUUCCCAAACGGGGACUUAAAAGGGAUGUUAAUAAAUGUUUAUGUCAAAGUGUGGUAAAAGGAAACUUUUACACCGAAACAAUCAUUUUGUCUUAAAAAAAUCAUCGAAGGUUCACAAAAAAAAUACGAAUGUGACUUUCAUUUUGAUUUGUUUGUUUUUUGAGUUCUUAUUCCUGUCGUUUGUCCUCCAAUCGCCGCUUUUAUAUCCGCUCUUGCAAUAAAAUAGUUGGUUAAUGACAACAUUUUUUUUA
Messenger RNA from Nerophis ophidion (straightnose pipefish), 5894 nucleotides. RefSeq names its product protein diaphanous homolog 3-like. Gene Ontology annotation, biological process: actin filament polymerization; actin cytoskeleton organization. Lineage: Eukaryota; Metazoa; Chordata; Actinopteri; Syngnathiformes; Syngnathidae. The transcript is spliced from 31 exons. Gene Ontology annotation, molecular function: microtubule binding; actin binding; small GTPase binding. Bases 118 to 3735 code for a protein of 1205 amino acids. Gene Ontology annotation, cellular component: cytoplasm; actin filament. The record is from RefSeq and is a predicted model, not a curated record.